Molecule: messenger RNA, 780 nt
Organism: Mesocestoides corti
Lineage: Eukaryota; Metazoa; Platyhelminthes; Cestoda; Cyclophyllidea; Mesocestoididae
Source: the annotation of a GenBank genome assembly
AUGAGUGGUGGUUUCGAGACAGAGCUUGAUGUCCUUUGUGGUUGGCCUGUCGAUGUUGUAAGAUAUUUUGUACGGACUGCACCAAAAACAUUCUUCUAUGUUCCUGACUUCAUAAAUACAGAAAUGGAAACAGAGCUUCUGCAUAAAAUCUAUGCUGUGGGACAAUGGCGAUACCUUUCCAAUCGACGUCUUCAAAUUUGGGGUGGAAUACCACAACGAAAUGGAAUGAUUGCUGAGAAGAUUCCAGACUGGCUCUCUAAUCUGAUGGACCGAGUCACGAAUUUGGGUGUUUUUGGACCCAAUCGGGCGAAUCAUGUUUUAAUAAACGAAUAUAAACCUGGUCAAGGAAUAAUGCCCCAUCAUGAUGGUCCACUUUAUUACCCAGUCGUCACAACCGUAAACUUGGGUGGACAUAGUGUGCUAGAUUUUUACAGACCCGUUGCGAAUGGAGCAGAGAAUGCAUCAUUAUCGAACCGGUAUGUUGGAUCCGCGCUUUUAAUGCCUCGAAGUUUGAAUAUUAUCACGGGGAGUAUGUAUACUUAUUAUAUGCACGGAAUCGAGGAGCGGCAAUGCGAUAUCCUGCCACAAUUGCAGAUACAUGACAAAUCGAUAUUGUCUGCAGAAAGUGACGGUUUUAUUGAAAAGAAGUUAUUCAACUUCGAUCAAAUUCCCUCUUUGGAUGAGUUAGUGUGUCCACUAAAGCGUGAAACAAGGGUUUCUAUAACCAUAAGACAUGUGCCAAAUACUAAGAAUGUUGACCUAUCGCGGAUUUUUAAAUAA